Molecule: messenger RNA, 2004 nt
Organism: Hydatigera taeniaeformis
Lineage: Eukaryota; Metazoa; Platyhelminthes; Cestoda; Cyclophyllidea; Taeniidae
Source: the annotation of a GenBank genome assembly
AGCUCCUCCAGAAUGAUGGAGUAUCAGUGUUCUCUUCAUGCUGGUUUUAAAGUCACUCUUCAAAGUGUCGCCUUGGCGAAAUUGGCUCGAAUCUGUCCUCAUCUCAACUCCAAAGUCAGCGAAUUUCCUUGGGAAGUCGUUUUGCCUUUCCUCGUUGUUUCUUAUCCCAUGUUGGGCACGUCUCAAAUCCUCGGUUCGGCAGUUUCAACAGCUGGAAAGUCACCGUUGGACUGUCAUUUCGAUAAUGCCUGCAGCUGGAUGCCCGAUCCUCGCGAUAGUACAGCCAAAUGGCAAAUUGAGAGUGGCGCCAUGUGUCUGCGCCCUCUCAUUCUUCCACAACAUUUCGAAUCACUUUCUGAUCUUGGAUCUAGUCAUAAUGGUUGGCGUGCACAACUAUGGAGUGCCGACGUUCAUUUCCUUCACAAUGUUCAGUGUCUAAUUUUUGUCUAUUCGCUCAGCCCUACAUUAGUGGAUGCGAUCUCACUUUCUGUUCUGCUUCAUUCAUCUGGUCGUCCCGUUGCAUUGUGGAAUUCCUCCGAAUCACGCUGUCCCUCAUCUUCUUGGAAUUCUGCCCUCAUAGACCUUGGAACUGGUUCUUCGGCUGAUUUCAAGUGGAACUGGGGAUUUCAAGGUGAGACUGUUUUGCGUCUCUUUUUCUCUCUUCGUUCCACCUCCCUCUUUCUCCAAGAUGUCUUUCUCACUCUUCGUUCCUUCCCCCUUUUCUGCCAACAACUUGACGAAGAUGGGCGAUGUCAGCUUGCUGCUAACAGCCUCCUUAUCGAGACAUUAAUUGGACCGAUUGAAUUCAUCUUAAACUCCUCUAACUUUCCUCUUGCUUUCCUGCUUUCCAUGCUCCUGUUUUCUCUCCUAAUAUUUCUCUUCUCUUUCACCUCAACUCAGUCGCUGCGUUCAAGUUGUUCACCCGCUAACCCGAAAGCCUUCAAGCUUCUGCUUCAACCGACAGCUCUGGAACACUACAGGUUCAACGUCAACCUGGCAGAGAGCCAAAAUCGAUUUGACCUCUCUAGCGAAGAGCGAUUUUCAGGUAUUCGUCCUAGCUCUACUACUUUCUCCAAAAAUAACCGUUGUGUUCAAGUUCCCGAUCCGAAAACUGGAAAAUUGGCGAGCCUUUGCUUCAAUGACGAUCUGUGGAAUACGUCAGGUCCUACGUCGGGUUGGCAAAGUACCAAAGUCGAUUUGACCUCUGCAGCAAAGACUGAUUUUCAGGUAUUUAGCGUUGCUUCGCCUUUGGAUGGCAUCGUUCAACCUAAUAAAUCAAGCAAUUGUGAACCAGAAGUUCUGUGGUCGACGAAUUCAACUAGUGUUAUUUCGACUUGGGCCGAGGCUGUAGUUAGUCUGGAGUCCGAUAAAUCCGUCGCGAAGGUAACUGUCUUCAAGUUGUCCAUCCGAAAACAGGAAAACCUUCAAGUUUCUGGUGGGUUGUCAACCAUAUUUAGUAACUGUAAAAAGCUUUCUGAUCCGGAAACCGGUGAGCUCCAUACCAUAUGUUUCAACGAUGAUCGCUGGAAUGCCACUGGCACCACUUCAGAUUGGCAGGACGCCAAAGGCGAUCUCACUUCCCUAGUGGAGAGUGACUUUCAGCUUGUAAAACUUACUGAACUGUUAGCGGCUUUGUUUUACUGCGCUCCGGAUUCACUCUCUUUAUAUCCGAUGGAACGAACUUUCUCUUAUUUUGAUAUAGACGAUCGUGUGGUUGUGGUAAUUUAUCUCUCUCAUGCCUGCGUUCCAGUCCUCCACCCGAUAACUGGAAAGCUGUCAAGUGUAUGCUCCAACGAUGAUCUGUGGAAUGUCACCGGUCCCACCUCGGGUUGGCAGAUGGCUAAAAUAGAUUUGACCUCUGCAGGGAAAAGUGAUUUUCAGAUUAUUCUAGAGGGAGUCAUUCCUGCUGGUCAUCCGGACGCAAGAAUAUGUGUUGACAAUAUCACCAGCUACACGGUGCCCUGCAGCGGUGCGUUACUCUUAAUCUACUUUGACCUGACUUGA